AAAUGGCUUCGACGAGCAACGCAAAGAGAUUUUCUGUACAAUGGUAGCUUUCAAGAAGCGAUCGGUUCAACCAUGGUUUUGGCUCAAUGUUUUGGUUUGAUGCCUGUUGUGGGUGUCAAGACGCGCACAGCCUCACAGUUGCGAUUCAAGUGGAACAGUGUCAGAACUGUGUACAGUUUCGUUGUGUUUCUACUCUUGUUGGGUUAUGCGAUAAUGACCGUUAUAGUAUCAUUUGAGGGUCGAAUCCAAUUCGAUCGAGUGGCGACGAAAUGGCCUCGAGUUAUGAGACAUUGGGAAACUAUUGAAGCUAAAAUGCCGAAGUAUCGCAAUAAAAGAGAAAAAGCAAAAUUAGCUCAUCAUGUGAAAAUGUUAUCGUUUGUGGUACUAAUGUGCUCGUUUGUGGAACACAGUCUAACUAUAUUCUCAACAGUUCACUAUUCGAAAUAUUGCUUACGUCAAGAAGAUCCGUUCAAAGAAUUAUUAAAAACACAACUGUCGCAACUCUUUGCCUUUUUGCCAUACUCCCAUUUGGCUGCAUUUUUAGGCAAAUUUACGACACUUAUUGCCACGUUUACUUGGAAUUAUAUGGAUUUGUUUGUGAUGAUGAUAAGCGUUGGAUUGUCGUCGCGUUUUAAACAAAUCAAUGAAGAAUUGGAACGGGUCAAGGGCGAGCAUAUGUCCGAGGAUUUUUGGGCAUUAAGACGAUCGCAGUACCGCAAACUGUGCAAUCUCUGCUUUAUAGUCGAUGAUGCCAUCUCCCAGCUAACAUUUCUUUCAUUCUCGAACAACCUGUUUUUUAUAUGCGUUCAGCUGCUAAGGAGCAUAAGGCCUAUGAGAUCGAUUCCACAUGCAAUUUACUUCUGGUUUUCGUUGAUAUUUUUAAUAUCACGAACAGUGGCCGUUUCACUGUAUUCAUCACAAAUCCAUGACGAAUCGAAGAAGCCAAUAAUUGUCUUGCGUUCUGUACCGAAUCAUUCUUGGGGCAUCGAAGUUCGACGAUUUUGCGAACAAGUCGUCAACGAUACUGUCGCAUUGACUGGCAUGAGAUUCUUCUUUCUUACCCGAAAGCUCAUUCUCACUGUUGCUGGGACAAUUAUAACGUACGAGCUUGUUUUGGUACAAUUUCACACCGAAGAUUUCAAGCCCGAUGUUUGUCGAAAUGCAAGUUAAGCACAAUAACAAUUAUUUUAUUGUAA
Molecule: messenger RNA, 1196 nt
Organism: Sitodiplosis mosellana (orange wheat blossom midge)
Lineage: Eukaryota; Metazoa; Arthropoda; Insecta; Diptera; Cecidomyiidae
Product: gustatory receptor for sugar taste 64f-like
Exons: 8
Coding region: 73-1170 (365 amino acids)
Biological process (GO): detection of chemical stimulus involved in sensory perception of taste; sensory perception of sweet taste
Cellular component (GO): membrane
Molecular function (GO): sweet taste receptor activity
Source: RefSeq, a predicted model, not a curated record